Messenger RNA from Balearica regulorum gibbericeps (East African grey crowned-crane), 609 nucleotides. The record is from RefSeq and is a predicted model, not a curated record. Lineage: Eukaryota; Metazoa; Chordata; Aves; Gruiformes; Gruidae.
AGCCCCCCCGGAGCAGGCAGUGGCAAGGCAUCCCGUCCUGGCCUCGGCACCCUGAACCGCAGCCACCUCCAGCGCCUGGCCAUUGCCCAGUCCCGGGUGCUCAUUGCCUCUGGGGUCCCCACCGUCCCCGUGAAGAACCUCACUGGCUCCAGCCCCGUCAACCCAGCGCUGGCAGGGAUCACGGGGAUCCUCAUGAGCGCAGCCGGACUGCCCGUCUGCUUGACACGGCCCCCCAAGUUGGUGCUGCACCCCCCACCCGUCAGCAAAAGCGAGAUCCAGUCCAUCCCCGGCAUCUCCCACACCUGCCGCAAGACCACCAAGAAACAGGCCAAGAAGGGUAAAACCCCAGAGGAGGUACUGAAAAAAUACCUGCAGAAGGUGCGGCAUCCGCCCGAUGAGGACUGCACCAUCUGCAUGGAGCGCCUCUCUGCACCCUCCGGCUACAAGGGACCCCAGCCGGCUGUUAAGCCCGACCUGGUGGGGAAGCUGGUGAAGUGCGGCCACGUCUUCCACCUCUACUGUCUGGUUGCCAUGUACAACAACGGCAACAAGGUGCAAGGCUGCAGCCCCAGGGGAUGCCCGAGCCCCCAGCUGGGCGAUCAGUGCUGA